Messenger RNA from Mus caroli (Ryukyu mouse), 3077 nucleotides. RefSeq names its product RELT like 1 (gene Rell1). Gene Ontology annotation, biological process: positive regulation of p38MAPK cascade. Lineage: Eukaryota; Metazoa; Chordata; Mammalia; Rodentia; Muridae. Gene Ontology annotation, cellular component: plasma membrane. The record is from RefSeq and is a predicted model, not a curated record.
GGCUUCCGUGCGGUGGGCGGGGUCCCGGCGGGUCCAGGCUGAGCGGGUAGGGGCUCGCGGGAGCCGAGCUCCUGCAUUCAAUCCACCCGGCAGCCCUAGAGCUGCACCGUCUACCCCGACCCGGGACGCCGCGGCCGGGGCGAGGAGGGCAGAGGGACGCGGCGAUGGCUCUGUGGGGACUCCCGGGGUCCGCUGUGCUUGCUGCUUCAGUGUUCGUGGGAGGCGCUGUGAGUUCGCCGCUGGUGGCCGCCGACAACACUGGUAGCCGCACGUUACACUCCCGAGCAGAGACCACUCCAUCGUCACCCACCAACAACCCUGGGAAUGGACACCCGGAAUACAUUGCGUAUGUGCUCGUCCCUGUGUUCUUCGUCAUGGGUCUCCUUGGUGUCCUCAUCUGUCACUUACUUAAGAAGAAAGGCUACCGGUGUACAACAGAGGCGGAACAGGAAGUCGAAGAGGAAAAGGUGGAAAAGAUAGAGUUGAAUGACAGUAUAAAUGAGAACAGUGACACGGUCGGCCAGAUUGUCCAGUACAUUAUGAAAAAUGAAGCGAAUGCAGAUAUCUUGAAAGCUAUGGUAGCUGAUAACAGCGUGGGCGAUAUUGAAAGCCCUGUCACUCCUAGCACGCCAGGGAGCCCACCUGUGAGUCCUGGUCCCCUGUCACCAGGGGCCACCCCAGGGAAGCAUGUCUGCGGUCAUCAUCUGCACACAGUGGGAGGUGUCGUUGAACGGGAUGUGUGCCAACGAUGCAGGCACAAGCGAUGGCACUUCAUAAAACCCACCAACAAGACCAAAGAGGGACGGCCACGGCGACAAGGAGAGGUCACCGUCCUCUCUGUGGGCAGGUUCAGAGUCACGAAAGUGGAGCACAAGUCAAAUCAGAAGGAGCGCAGAAGUUUGAUGUCUGUCAGUGGGAUUGAGAGUGUCAACGGGGAUGUGCCUGCGACACCUGUGAAGAGGGAGCGGAGUGACACGGAGUAGCUGCAGCUGCUGGCUUUCUUGAAGAGUUCUAAGAGACUCCGAACUUGCGAGAUAAUGAAGUCGCCUAGGGAAUAUUUUUAUAUAUGUUUUAUACAGUUUCUAUCAUGAAGUCAAUGGGCAUGCGGAUCAAACCCAAAAGGGCAUAUUUUUGCUAUGCUGGACACAGAAUUCAGCUUGCUUUGAAAGAAGCUUUGGGCUUAAAAGGUGUGAUGAAAGUUUUAGUUCCGUUUCUGAGAAGGACAGAGCUCUUCCUCUUAGACAACCGUCCCCAGUUGCACAUUCCUGGCUGUCCAUACCCAGGCAGCUACUCCCUUGGACUCAUGGCAUUAUGAACACAGGAGCCAUUUCCAGCCUGAGCUUGUGUUGGCGUGCUCACAUCUGUUCCUGCACCCCAGAUUCCAUGUUGACAUUGGCGCUAAGAUCUUCAUACACACAGUUGGGGCGUUACAGAAGACUCUUGCCUGCAAAAGGUCCCAGGAAAACAUCUCGUGCCCAGAAAAUGAUCCCCUAGGACGUCACGGGAUCCAAUGGAACCACAGGCACCCUGCACUAAAGAUUCCUGGACCAACAAGAAUUCAGCACUGACUCCUGCUCCCGUCAGCCUGCCCCCUGUCAUUCUCUGGUGACUUAGAAGAUACAGAGACCAUGACUGCUUUUAUUGAACUUAAUCUACACAGCUGGCUUUUAGUCUGGCUGAGUAAAAGGGAAAAAGGUUUAAAGGCAACCAAAGGCCGAAACAAAACCCUCCUCUUAUGCAAACACGCCCUGAGACUUCUGCUGUUUUACUCAGGAUCCUGCUGUAGCUGAUGCUUAGUAAAGGCUUCCUAGGAAGAUCCGCAAGUUUAAGGCUCCCCGUGUUAUAGAGUGUUCAGGGGAUAGCCUGGGUGACUGAGCCAGAUCCUGUCUUCCAACAAAAAAAGUGAAGAGAGGGCUGGGCUAUCACUCAGUUGGUAGAGCACUUUCGGGCAUGCUCUACCAGUCUUAGGGGCUUCUUGCCUGGUAGGGCUCUCUCUUGGCCUUGUUUUAUGAAACGCCUCAAAGUACAUAGGUCUGGGAUCGGGAGGGUGGCGGGGUGGCAAGCUUUAUGCCUUACUUCCAUUGGUGUGAUACAUUAACUACUGGGUGUGGUUUUCAGUUUUUUGUUUUUUUUGUUUUUUUUUUUUUUGCUUUUAAUUUGGCUAUACAAAAAUAAAAUAGAAAAAAGGGGGGUGGGAUUUUUAAAAAUAUACCCCAGAGCAUUUUCUAUUAAAAAAAUUUCUGUUUCUGGACACAAACUAACUUUUUUUUUUUUUCCCAAACAUUUUAUGUGAGUGGUAGAUGCAGUUUGAUGUGAACCCACACUGGCAGCUAGUGACUUGGUAUGUGUGUUGUGUCUACUAAGCAGAGAUGCCAGUGUGGAUGCCAGGUUCACUGUGGUCCAGGAAGUAGAGUGUGUACUCAUGGGAGUAAUGUUUGUGCAGCUAAGCCAGUAUUUUUACUUAAACAAACAAACAAACAAAAAAACUAUACAUUUUGCAAAAAAGAAAAAAAAAAUUACGUCCUUUAAAUGGUGAUGGUCUAAUAUGUAAGAUUCUUCAGCUUUAAUUAUUUUUUAAUUUUAUUCAAUGUAGAGCACUUUCUAUAGCAAUAAACAAAAACAAAACAAAAAUAAGCAAAGAUAUUUAAGAUUGUAUUUAUAUACCCAGAGUACAUUUUAAACAUUUUCUAAUACUUGAGCAGAUGGGUGACUGGCUUCCAGAAAUGCCAAAAAUUAAACAUUCAAUACAUUCAACACAUAAGCUUUGUCCUGGUUUGUACAGUCUGGUGAGAAUCCUGAGUGUUCCCAGCACAGUUGGCGUUUAGGGUCCCUCCUCCUACCCCCUCCUCCCUCAGAAGUUCUGAGGAUCCUCGACAAGUUCACUGUCCACGACACUAAUGAUGGGCCGCUUCUUGGUGUAAAGGAACGAGUCACUCGGUUGCCACCUCGAUGUAAAACAUUUUGUAAAGGAAAAUUUUUUGGUUUCCAGUGUCAAAUGUAUUUUUAACUGUCUGGUUUGUACUUUUUAUGAAUUUUGUACUACCAAAGCAGAGUUAAAAAUAAAAGCAUUAAACCAG